AUGACUGUGAGCGACGUGACGGAUAAGACAGAGAAGAUGGAUCUGAAGGACACGGUAGACAGCAACUCGGUCCCCAAGGCGGUGAUCAAGAAUGCAGACAUGGACGAGGAACUUCAGCAGGCGGUGAUGGAUAUUGCGCACGAAGCCAUGGCCAAGUUCUCCGUCGAGAAGGACAUCGCCGCGCAUGUCAAGAGAACUAUGGAUGAGAAGCAUGGACCUACGUGGCACGCUGUGGUUGGCAAGAACUACGGUAGCUACGUCACUCACGGUGAGUGUCGCAGAUGCGAGCAUUAGUGAGCGAAAAUGCUAGAGGAUGUAUGCGAGGUUAGGGACUACACGUCUGGGCGCGUGGCGAGACUUUCAGGGAAAGCAGCAUCAGCGCUGGCUUGUGUGGCACGACAUCAUCUUCAGGCGGACUUUGGGCAGCAGUCAGGACCCCGGCACACUGGCAGCUCGUGUUUAUGGCGUGAGGCUGAAUGUCAAGCACGCACUCGUCCCUUCCCUAACACUUUUCACAGAGACUAAGCACUUCAUUUACUUUUGUGAGCAUGCGCAAAGAUCGAAUUCCAUCCUUCAAGAAGCGUCGACUUACUUAUCCCUCUCUUCCCGCUCGUCAUAGAUCUGGGUCAGAUCGCCUUCCUACUCUGGCGCGCCUAG
This is a messenger RNA of Ceraceosorus bombacis, 657 nucleotides long. NCBI's taxonomy places the organism in Eukaryota, Fungi, Basidiomycota, Exobasidiomycetes, Ceraceosorales, Ceraceosoraceae. The record is from the annotation of a GenBank genome assembly.